Molecule: messenger RNA, 639 nt
Organism: Myxocyprinus asiaticus (Chinese sucker)
Lineage: Eukaryota; Metazoa; Chordata; Actinopteri; Cypriniformes; Catostomidae
Exons: 4
Coding region: 1-639 (212 amino acids)
Biological process (GO): spermatogenesis
Source: RefSeq, a predicted model, not a curated record
AUGAAUCCGCUGUGGAAAGUCUAUAAGAGUAAAGUGAUGAAGACUCUCAAUCCAGACAUGGAGGAAGAGCCAGUGGAAGAGGUCGGUGAAAUAGCCGAAGAUAUGACGCCUAUCCAGUCCGAUGAAGGACCCAGUGCAAUGUCACAGCUGGCCAAGAGAAUGCAGGGAGCCGGGGCGAAGGGCUGGAAGAGUGUUUCAACCCUCUUUAACAAAGAUGAUGAGCACCAACUUCUGGAGGCCGAGAACCAGCCUGCAGCAGAUCAUCCAUUGGCAGUGAAGCCUGAGGAGCCUCCAAGACCCAUCAAACACAACACUGGAUUCUGGGAUAGUUUUGCGACAAAGUGGCACCAAGCUGCUGAGAUGAAGCAAGCGGAAGCAGCGGCCACCUCCACAAUGGAGGGAGAAGGCGAUAGCAACCAGGAGAUGAGGAACGAGAGCGGAGAAAGUGCAGAAGAUGUGGAGUAUCAGACCGUGCAGGAGGGUGAUGUGAGUGAGGGUGGAGGAAGCAGCAUAGGCAACAAUUUCUCCAAGUAUUCAACACUGGGAGGAGGCAGUGAAGACACACCCACUUUCAAGUGGAACUUUGUCACCAGUAAACUGGCUGAGCUGAAGACCAAAAGCAUGGCCAAGAGCAACUAG